This is a messenger RNA of Liolophura sinensis, 1360 nucleotides long. RefSeq names its product protein usf-like. The record is from RefSeq and is a predicted model, not a curated record. Lineage: Eukaryota; Metazoa; Mollusca; Polyplacophora; Chitonida; Chitonidae. Gene Ontology annotation, molecular function: hydrolase activity.
UGUCAGCUGGUCACUAAACGACUGUGACAUGUCAUUGAUAACGAAUUACAGUUGUGUUAGGAGUAUUUAGAGUGUUUCGCGCAUGUCAACCGGACAGGCUGACCUGGCUAUUGAUUCAUACCCCAGUCUCCGCCUCAUGCACGCUAUAUAUAGAGGUUAAAAACACACGUGCUUGCAGAAAGCUGGCAGCGCGAGAUUAGUCAGUCGUAGGACUUUGCGGAGCGACAUUUCAAAAAAGACAACAUUUACAAAUUAAAAUCGAAAAAUGGGUCGUGAAAAGGUAACAUUCGAUUCCGAGAACAAGGCCGGGAAGUGCGAGGGUGUGUUACAAGGGGACUUCUCCCAGACCAAGAAGGGGCUGAUCGUCCUCCAGGAAUGGUUGGGGUAUACGAAACAGAUUCAGAACGAGGCGGAGGAGAUCGGUAACCUCGGAAAGUUCAUCACCCUGGUACCUGACUUGUAUCGGGGUAAACUGGCGACAGAUAACGAAGAGGCUGGUCACCUGAUGAACAACUUGGAAUUUGGCCCGGCGCCAUUGCCGAUAUCCGGGGGCGCCGCCAAGUUCCUCCUGUCGAAAGGCUGCACCAGCGUUGGCGUCACCGGGUUUUGUAUGGGCGGAGCAUUGGCGAUGGCGUCGGCAGCGUUAGGUGUCCGAGAUCUGCGCAGGCAGCAACCGUUCUACGGCAUCCCCGGGGCGUCGCUGGCGGACGUGUCCAAGAUUAAGAUCCCUGUACAAGGUCACUUCGGAGAGAAGGACGAGUUGGAGGGAUUUUCAUCACCAAAAGACGUCAAGGCGCUGGAAGAAAAGUUUAAGAGCGGUGGCGUCCAAUACGAACUGUUUAAUUAUCCUGCAGGGCACGCCUUCACCACUCCACAGGUUCCUAAUUACAACGCCGACUGCUGCAAAACUGCGUUCGGCCGCCUUGUCGAGUUCAUGAACAAAAACCUGAAGUAAUUCAUAUCUGAAUGAACUGCAUAUAUCACGUGUUGCUGUGUAAGCCAAGCGAAAAUUUGCUAUUGUUUACACAAACGCAUUAACUGCCUAUGCCGUAUUGGAAUCGAUUAUUCCAGUUUUUGACUGAUUUUUCUGUCAGUUUUAUUUUUUUAUGUAUGAGCGUUUUCAUUCAUCUCAUUGAACAGAGGUCCAUUAAGUUAAUACAGUCUGUAAUGAGGCUUGCAUUUAAUAAUAUAGACAUGUUAAAUGCCUUACUAAAAUUUCUACCGUAAAUCAACUUUUGUUUUGAUUGUAUCUUUAUUACGAAUAUUGUGAGCACAGCGAAAGUGUAGAGAGCGCCUGUAAAAUCACCUAGUCAGUCUUGAUUCAAGAAAUAAAUGUGCCGGGGCUACCCUGUUGGGAAUU